UCUUCCACAAAACAUUGUUACAUGGCAUUUCUUUUUCAGUUUUCCAAUCUGCUUGGAACUGUCUACAGACGUGGUGACAUAAUCUUCAGCAAUGAUGGCAGUACUGUCCUUUGUCCAGUUGGCAACAAAAUAUCUGUGUAUGACCUUCGCAACAACCGUUCUCAUACACUACCCUUUGAAGCUCGGUUUAACUACACCUCGUUGGCCUUAUCUCCUAGUGGAAUCAUUCUUAUUGCUGCAGACGAGGAGGGUGAGGUUCACAUUAUUAACCUGAACUUCCGUCACAUACUUUAUCGUCGACGCUUCAAUCAACCCAUCAAGUCUGUUAAGUUUAGUCCAGAUGGCAAACACUUUGCCCUAACCAAAACCAAUGCAGUGCUUGUGUAUUGUGCUCCAGGCGCCAACAAGCGAAUAUUUGACCCAUUUGUGCUAGAGAGAGUCUUCCAUGGUGCUUAUGAUGACACAACUUGCUUGGACUGGUCCUUUGACUCCAGGGUACUCGCAGUUGGAUCACGGGAUAUGACAACACGUGUGUAUGGCUUUGCCAAGCUAAAGAAUCUGCGAGAAUAUCCCAUUGGUGGCAACAAGGAUUCAGUCGUUGGUGUAUUCUUUGAGGAUAAAUCCUUAGACUUGUGUACAGUGAGUACUUAUUGA
This is a messenger RNA of Cherax quadricarinatus, 654 nucleotides long. NCBI's taxonomy places the organism in Eukaryota, Metazoa, Arthropoda, Malacostraca, Decapoda, Parastacidae. The record is from RefSeq and is a predicted model, not a curated record.